AUGCAAUACUCCCCACAUUCGGUGCGACGGAGGGCCCGCAGCGCCUCAAAUGCUUCUGCUGUUUGCGGGUCAAACACGUCGGGUGGGCUGUUCGUCGCGUGUGGGCGGCGCGCCGUACCGAAGCGACCCUUCUGCUCCCGGGCCGUGAGCGGUCAGCAGUCGCCGCUUCAGCAAGCCGGGCGCCCAACCGAAUCCCGGCCCCGGCGAAAGGACGGGGUCCAGCGGAGGGAGGGCGGAAUGGCCCUGAGAGCGCAGGGGCACGCGGCGUGCGUCGCGGCAGUUCCCCCGGCAUAUGCGGGGCGUCCGCCCAGCGGCCUUGUUGGUCCCGCUGGGGAAAAAAGAAAUCCGCCCCGCGCGGGCGAAUUAGCAUAUAAAAAAGAAGAAGCGGAUGAGCACCUCCCCCCGCACGCGCCGGUGAGAAGUCUUGUGAUUCCCGCGACGCACUCCGGAAGCAUCUGUCCACGGCGCACGAAGCAAGUCACGCCCAGGGAUUGUUUGGCCGUGUCCAAAGGCAGCGCCCCCAGAAAAAACGACCAUGCGAUGACCGUGAAGAGGGCGCGGCGGGACCGAUGCCAAAGGUUCCUCGGCGCGAAUUGUGCGCACAGAGUGGCCGCGCCGCCCCUCAACCCCUCGCCAACGGGCGGGCGCCCACGCUGGCAGACCUCACAGCAAGGGCAAAUACUACGCCGUGGUUAA
Trypanosoma conorhini is the source of this 696-nucleotide messenger RNA. RefSeq lists its product as uncharacterized. NCBI's taxonomy places the organism in Eukaryota, Euglenozoa, Kinetoplastea, Trypanosomatida, Trypanosomatidae. The transcript has a single exon. The record is from RefSeq and is a predicted model, not a curated record. The coding region runs from base 1 to 696 and encodes 231 amino acids.